AUGGAUUAUACACUUCCAACUAAAUUUCCCAAAAACUUCCUAUUUGGAACAGCUACCGCUGCUUAUCAAAUCGAAGGCGCUACGAACGAAAAUGGUCGUGGUGUCAGUGUUUGGGAUGCUAUUCGCCGUGAAGAAGGUAGAAUCAAAGAUGGGUCUAGCAUUUCUCAAUCGUGCGAAAGUUUUAAAAAAUAUAAAGAAGACAUUGAGUUGCUGAAAAACCUUGGAGUCACUGCUUAUCGCUUUUCAAUUUGUUGGUCAAGAAUUCUUCCAAAUGGCACACUUUCUACAAUCAAUGAAGAAGGAAUUGCAUAUUAUUUAGAUUUAUGUGAACGUCUUGUUGCUAAUAAUAUGAAGCCUAUUGUUACUUUAUUUCAUGCUGACAUGCCUCUCACCAUUUACGACAGUGGGACAUGGUUGAAUAAACGAAACUGUGAACACUUCGCAAACUUUGCCAAUUUAUGUUUUCAAAAAUUUGGGCACUUAGUAAAAACGUGGAUAACAUUUAACGAGAUCAACAUGCAGGCAUGGGCUGGAGUUGCUAAAUAUGAAGGAUGUCCAUGGCACAGCCCAGACCGCCCAGACCCUGAAAAUAAGGAAAGCGUUGCCUAUCGGGCAGCUCAUAAUAUGAUACUUACACAUGCAAAAAUUUACGGCAUAUAUCAAGAAAAGUACAAAAAAGAACAAAAUGGUCACAUUGGCCUUAUUAUUGGAGGACGUUUUUGCUAUCCCGCGACAAAAUCCAUUAAUGAUAUUGAGGCUAGCCAGAGAGGCAAUGAUUGCCUUGUCAGUAACACAAUUGAGCCAAUUCUUGGAAAUAAUGGAAGUUAUCCCGAAUCAAUCAAGAAAUUUUACCCGGAAUUCACAGAAAACGAGAAGGAGUUGAUAAAAGGUAGCAUCGAUUUCCUCGGCAUAAACUAUUAUCUGAGUCACUUGGUGAGAGAUAAUAAAGAACGCGGAAACGUGCAAUAUGAGAGCGAUGGAAGAAUUUGCGGCGAACAAUGGGUACGUUAUAUUCCACAAGGAUUGCACGAUCUCUUAAAAUAUAUCAAGUUAAAGUAUGGAAAUAUUCCUGUAAUGAUUACUGAAAACGGAUGUAUGGACGUAGAUGGAUCAGAUCCUUUGAGAGACGCACAUAGGAUUAAAUAUAUAGAAGGUCACAUCUCAGCAGUUUCAAAAGCUAUUCGUGAUGGAUGCAAUGUAACUGGUUAUAUUGCAUGGAGUUUGAUGGAUAAUUUCGAGUGGGAUGACGGAUUUGCCAUUCGAUUUGGGCUCUAUCGAGUUGAGUUUGAAAACGAUCAAAAAACUCGUAUCAUGAAAGAUUCCGCCAAAUUUUACAAAAACUUUAUUGCUCGUUAUAAGGAACACCAUAAAUUAACUCAUUAA
This is a messenger RNA of Caenorhabditis bovis, 1383 nucleotides long. Lineage: Eukaryota; Metazoa; Nematoda; Chromadorea; Rhabditida; Rhabditidae. The record is from the annotation of a GenBank genome assembly.